Hemisphaericaspora subhashii is the source of this 414-nucleotide messenger RNA. RefSeq lists its product as uncharacterized. Bases 1 to 414 code for a protein of 137 amino acids. NCBI's taxonomy places the organism in Eukaryota, Fungi, Ascomycota, Pichiomycetes, Serinales, Debaryomycetaceae. Gene Ontology annotation, molecular function: DNA binding. The transcript has a single exon. Gene Ontology annotation, cellular component: cytosol; nucleus. The record is from RefSeq and is a predicted model, not a curated record.
AUGGAUGACGCAGAAUUGAAUGCUAUUAGAGCAGCUAGAUUAGCCGAACUACAAAAGAAUGCAGCAGGUGGUGGAAGCAGUAGCACAGGAUCCAAUUCUGCUUCAGGUGCUACAGGAGGAGCAGGAGCAAAUGCAGAUGCAAUAUUGGCAAGAGUUUUAGAUACAGCAGCUAGAGAAAGAUUAAGUAGAGUUAGAAUGGUAAGACCAGAUCGUGCCCAAUCAGUUGAACAAUAUAUCUUGAAAUUAUAUUCAAUGGGCCAAAUUAAUCGUAAAUUAGUUGAAAAAGAUAUUGUUGAAAUAUUGGAUGGAAUAAGUAGAGAUAGUUCUCAACAACAAACUACUAAGAUUACUUAUAAUAGAAAGCAUAUAGCUGUUGAUGAUGACGAGGAUGACGAUGAUGACUUCUUUGAUUAG